AAAUGAGCGUUACUUGUCUUAAGCAGAAAUGAAUAAGACUUGAUCCCUCCCUCUUUGUUUUUACUCGGCUGUUCCGUGCUGUCCUCAACUCUUUUCUUUUCAAUAAUGACGCUAUUAUCCUCUCAACUACUUGUAUUCUCCGCCCUGCACCGCCGUGCACCGCCAACCCUCUUUCCUUGGACCAACCCAACCACCACCCACACUGCCCCGUCCCUGUGUUCUCCUGUCCAGUUGGGCCAACCACGGCUGCCCCGCUUCGUUGCCGCCGCCGUCGCGGAAGAUCUGCUCUACAAUGCCGGAGCCACCGUCGGGGUUCUCGGCGGCGGUUACGCCCUCGUGCGUGCUUUUGAUGAACUCACUCGGAGGAACAUCCUCAACCAGGGUCUGAGCAGAAAGCUGGUACAUAUAUUGUCAGGCUUGCUUUUUUUGAUUUCUUGGCCUAUUUUCAGCAACUCCCCUAAAGCUCGAUACUUUGCCGCUUUUGUUCCUCUUGUCAAUUGCUUGAGGCUUUUGGUCAAUGGUUUUUCACUGACUUCUGAUGAGGGACUGAUCAAGUCUGUUACCAGAGAAGGAGAUCCACUAGAGCUGCUGAGGGGUCCUCUUUAUUACGUUAUGAUAUUGAUGUUAUGUGCUCUUGUGUUCUGGCGUGAGUCUCCAGUUGGGGUGGUGUCCUUAGCAAUGAUGUGUGGAGGGGAUGGUAUAGCUGACAUCAUUGGUAGAAGAUAUGGGCACACGAAGAUUCCUUACAAUGAAAAAAAGAGUUGGGCCGGUAGCAUAUCCAUGUUUGGCUUUGGAUUCUUGGUUUCAAUUGGGAUGCUAUACUAUUAUUCAGUUCUAGGACAUGUGCAGUUGGAUUGGGAAAGCACUGUGCCAAGAGUAGCUUUUAUUUCAUUCGUGGCAACGAUGGUGGAGUCCCUUCCCAUUACUAAGGUAGUAGAUGACAACAUCUCUGUUCCACUAGUUACCAUGGCACUCGCAUUCUUCACUUUCCAUUAUUAACUCUGGAACUUAAAGAGUGCGGCAAUUAACUCUAUUCUUGUCCAUUGUUGAAGAAUGGCUAUAAAUAUUUGGUUGUGUUAAAUGUUCUAAUAAACACGAUAAAUAUCUAUUUUUAUUUUACUAUUAUAAAUUUGUUGGAAUUUUGUACAUGUAUAAAAUUAUAAUAAUAAACGCUCUGGCAGUAACAAUUUA
Molecule: messenger RNA, 1191 nt
Organism: Cajanus cajan (pigeon pea)
Lineage: Eukaryota; Viridiplantae; Streptophyta; Magnoliopsida; Fabales; Fabaceae
Gene: VTE5
Product: phytol kinase 1 VTE5
Biological process (GO): vitamin E biosynthetic process
Cellular component (GO): chloroplast
Molecular function (GO): phytol kinase activity
Source: RefSeq, a predicted model, not a curated record